Messenger RNA from Megalobrama amblycephala (Wuchang bream), 1674 nucleotides. Its product is annotated as dual specificity tyrosine-phosphorylation-regulated kinase 4-like. Bases 35 to 1558 code for a protein of 507 amino acids. Gene Ontology annotation, biological process: peptidyl-serine phosphorylation; peptidyl-threonine phosphorylation. The record is from RefSeq and is a predicted model, not a curated record. Gene Ontology annotation, molecular function: ATP binding; protein serine/threonine kinase activity; protein serine/threonine/tyrosine kinase activity. NCBI's taxonomy places the organism in Eukaryota, Metazoa, Chordata, Actinopteri, Cypriniformes, Xenocyprididae. The transcript has 12 exons.
GGGAGCUACGUUGUCCUGAAAGGAUUAAAAACCGAUGCAGAGACAUUUCUGCUCGACAAGUGAGCCCAUCACUUUUUCCUCCACUGGCUGUGCAGGCAAUCAAGCCCCCCAACACAAUGGACGAUUGUUAAACCGUCCCUCCGAGCCUCAGCCCAAACUCCCAUACAUCUCUCAUGGGAGUGUCUCUCAGGAGGAGAAGCCAGGCACUUUGAAGCAAAAUGGUUUAAAGGGUGUCUCUGGAAAGGUGCAAAAGCACCCAAAAAAGAAGGAACCUCUUGAUGGCCCAGAGGCAUUGAAAAAAUAUGGCACCAGAUUGACUGAGUUUGAGCAGAAGGAGAUUCUGGGAUACACAGAGAUCUGGUACCUCGGCUUAAAAGCUAUGAAGAUCCGAAAAUAUGAUGAUGAGAAAGACCGUUAUAUUAUGGUUGCUCAUGAUCACAUUGCCUACCGAUAUGAGGUGCUUGAAGUGAUGGGUCAAGGCGCAUUUGGUCAGGUGAUAAAAUGUCGGGACCACAAGACCAAUGAGAUGGUUGCAAUUAAAAUACUGCGCAGAAUGAAAGAUGAUCAAACUUCCAUGACAGAGGUCAAGAUUUUGGAGGCUCUGCUCAAGAAAGACAAAGACUCCAGCACCAAGAGCGUCCAAAUGAAAGACCACUUCAUCUUUCGCAGACAUCUCUGCAUCGCCUUUGAGCUUCUGGGAUCAAACCUGAAUGAGAUUCUUAAAAAGCGACACCGCCAGGGCCUUUCCAAGAAUCUGGUCCGCCGUUAUGCCCGCUCGUUGCUGAAGUGCUUGCAGGCGCUUCACGAUGAGAAGAUCAUACAUGCUGACCUCAAGCCUGAAAACAUCCUGGCGAUUGACGAAGAGCACUCUGACAUCAAGGUGGCUGAUUUUGGAUGCGGCUGCUAUGAAGAUGAGCAAGUUUUCGGCUACAUAGGAACUCGGUGGUACCGUGCACCUGAGUUGCUGCUACGUCAGCACUAUGGCACUGCCAUAGAUAUGUGGAGCUUUGGCUGUGUCCUAGCAGAACUCCACACUGGGCAUCCCAUCUUCACCGGCAGAAAUGAGCUUGAUCAGCUGUCCUGUAUAAUACAGGUGCUUGGAAUGCCUUCUAUUGAUGUAACAGAAAAAUCGGAAUUUUGGACUGCGUUCUUUGCUGGCAAGUGGAAAAACAAGACUGUAGCCAAACACGCAGGCAUCAGACACCCCAAAUCCAGACCUCUGGUCAAUAUUCUGGGAACCACCGAUCCUUCCUUUUUGGAUUUCAUGCAGCGCUGCCUGACGUUGGACCCCAAGAUGCGUAUGACACCACAGGAAGCCAUGCAGCAUAAAUGGAUCUUAGAGGGUCGCCACAACAACCAUAACGGGACUCAUGACCAUCUGCGGCAUGAGCCGAAGGACAGCACUGUGAAACCAUCUUACCCCAAACCUGGGUCUGGUCCUUUGAACAAAAGGGGACACAAGGCCUUAUUAUGUGAGGAAAGGCUGGCACGUCUACGAAACGUGUACAAUCCCUUGAAAAUAUCAACCCUCAAGCCCUUAGUGAAGCACCCACCAUGAAGUGGCGACAUCACCCUGGGUAGGAAGGAAGGAAGCAUUUAUAUAGCAUUGAAACAUAAAGUCAGGGCUGGACAUAUCUGUAUUCACAAAAAGCUUAGGGCUAAAAGUUGUUCCUG